Molecule: messenger RNA, 693 nt
Organism: Rotaria sordida
Lineage: Eukaryota; Metazoa; Rotifera; Eurotatoria; Philodinida; Philodinidae
Source: the annotation of a GenBank genome assembly
AUGAAUUAUUCGUUUAAUACAAACAGAAAUUCAAAUAGAAAAUCAACAGAAAUAACUAAUUGUUUAGCAUCAUGUAUAUCGAGUCCUGGAGAACAACAACAACAACAACAAGGAAAUGAUACUGAUCUUGAAAGAAUAACACCACCAAUACCAUCACCAUCAUCAUCAUCAAAAUCAGAUUCAAAUACAUUUAUUGGAAAAGAUAAACUUCUUGAACAAUUUAAACAACAAUUAAAACAAUUUGAAGAAUGGAAUCAACGACAUGAUUGGCUUGCAUUUCAUCAUCAUCAUUAUGAUUGGUGGAUGUUUCCUAUUGAUGAAAUCAGUAGUCGAGGUUCGACUUAUCAAUUACCUGAUGCUGUAAUAAGUGAUCUAAAAAAAAAUGAAGAAUUUAUUCGUGAUCUUCGUCGAGGUGUACGUCUAAUGGUUCGAAGUUGGGGUUGGGAUAUUGAUAAAGGUCAAUUAUUUGAUAAAUUAGAUGAUAAACAAAAAUGGUCUUAUUGGCCUGUUCGAUUGUAUAAAGCUGGUAGAUCUAUGUGGUUAUUUGAUCAAAUAGAUUAUUAUGAAUCAUUAAAAAAAUUAGCAUUUCAUAUUAAAGAAAAAGAAAAACUUGAUUUUUUUUCACAUACAAAAAAUGGUAAAGCUGAUGUACUUGAACAGUGGAAAGAAAUGGAACAAACGAAACGUUUCUAG